Molecule: messenger RNA, 4986 nt
Organism: Cotesia glomerata
Lineage: Eukaryota; Metazoa; Arthropoda; Insecta; Hymenoptera; Braconidae
Gene: rictor
Product: rapamycin-insensitive companion of mTOR
Exons: 10
Coding region: 273-4859 (1528 amino acids)
Biological process (GO): positive regulation of phosphatidylinositol 3-kinase/protein kinase B signal transduction; TORC2 signaling
Cellular component (GO): TORC2 complex
Molecular function (GO): protein serine/threonine kinase activator activity
Source: RefSeq, a predicted model, not a curated record
CAUCGCUGAAAACGCUGAAAAUAUGCUCCAAGGUAAGGUGGCUAUCAGGGUACUCGACAAUCAACCAAUCGUAAUCAAGAAAUAGUACUACAUACUAUGAUAGAUAUACACAAGUUACAAUGACGUUUGGAUUAAGUUUUAAAGAAUUCAUCACCAACAGUUGAACAUUUUUAGUGCUUCAUACUGAUGAAGAUGACUUGUUACGAGGUUACUGAUUAUUUAAAACGGACUAGAAACAUAAAUAGUUAUCGUGGAUAGCGACCGGCGCGAAAAUGGCCAAUUGGACGAUGUGGGGUAGGAGUCUCAGGUCAAGUCGACCUCACCGCAGUCGUCACGAGCAAGAGGUUAUCGUCGAGCUAGACCCCUCAAAAGGACUCAAAGAAAACGUCAAAGAAGUUUUAACCAACAUUUGUACCCAUGGAGUGUCAGUUUGUCUCAAGUUAGCUUAUUUAAAUGCAUUUGUGCGGCUUAUUGAUGAGAAUGAUACCGGUGAUUUCGGAUACAACAUUGAGGUCAUCUUGCGUUGCUUACAGGUGGGACUUUACCAAGAAGCAACCCAAGUACGCGCCGCAGCUCUGCGAGCGGUAAGACACUUAUUAAAAAACGAACAACACGUAUUAGCCUUCAACAAAAUUCACUAUCCAGUAUUCAUAGUUCGAAGUAUGGAUAUAAAUUUAAAAAACGAAAUGGAGCGAAUUCAAGCGUUAAAACUAGUAAGAAGGAUAAUGUUAUUAGCGCCUCAACACAUAGUGCCUACCAUAGGAAGAUGCCUGGUGAGUCUAACCAACGGCGGCUACGAGGAGAAAGAUCGUUUGUUCCACGCAUUUCUAGCCGUCCUCUGUGAAUUAGGAGUAUUAAAUACAAAUUUAUUUAUAAACUGCGGAGGUGUUGGCGCAAUAACCAGAGCAGUGAUGACUGAUCUCAGUCCCACAAUGAUCGAGUGUAUCGUCGGGAUUCUUUUAGGUUUAUUAUCGCACCCAGAAACAAGAUUCAGCGUUUCGCUGAUGACCCUAGCAGCGCCUUACAGUGAAUUACACUCACUAACAAAGGAAAAGACAAGAGAUCACCGCGAAACAAGAUUCACAGCAAGUAAACACGCACUGUUAAGCGUGUUGCGUUCCUACGCAGGAAUAAUCCACUUCUGUAACCCGAAUGACAACGCCGGGUUGAAGGCAGUAAUAGACAUAAUGCACGUAGAGCAGCUUGAAGUGCGUGGCGCAGUCCUAGAAUUAUUCUACGAGCUCCUGGGUCUUCCUUUGCCAAUGUGGACUGAUGAGCCAGAUGUCGCUCUAGCUGCAGUGGAUCCUUGCCGGCACCGCGAGAGCUGGAAACUCUCUGAAGGAUUUAUAGCCGCUGAAGGACGAUCAGUACUGCCGUCUCUCGCUUUGCGAUGUCCGAACAUCACCGAGCUCCACUUGUCACUCCUAGUGUACGUUUUACUAGAAUGCAGACUGCCCUGUGCGCUAGUGGAGACAAUAGUUACAUCAGACACAUUCAUAUCUGUCCGAGCUGCGGUAUUACUUGGCGGCUUGCUGCACCUUUCUCACACUCUUCUUCCUCCCGAGAUCUGUUACCUCACUCCUCCUCUGCCCGGUCUUCUAGAACACGCCAGUCGCGGGAACCACCAAGCGCUCGGAGCACUGGUAAUUCUCAGCAGAAUGCACGUGAUGAUGCGCCGACAACCGAUACCCUCAAGCUUGUUCCUCGACCGGUUUCAUCAGCCAGGCUCUUGGUUACAAUCUUCAGUGCCUCUGCGCAGUCAGAUGGUGUCCAGCAAGACAAACUGGCUAAAAAGAUCCUCAUCCACCACACCUCUGCUAAAAGAAUCACACGUACUGAGCACUAAAGACGUCCACGGUUGGAAUUGGUCUGUUAUCUGUACAAUCCUUAGGUCGCGUGAAGAUUCAAUUCACAUUCCUCACGAUUCCGACCAUAAAUUAUUUAUAAAACGGCUUGUUAAUUAUUUUAUCCCCUCGUCAAAUGGAUUCAGCCGGGUUGAAUUAAUGUCUAAUGCUAUUCUAUCCCGCAAUGCGACACUAGCUGGUUGUGAUUUAGUUAAUUGCCUCCUGGAGAUGCAAGAGCUUGAAGGUACUAGACUAUUAAACGAAUUAAUUGAUGAUAUUUCUAAACAAAUAAGUGCAAUAAGCACCGCACCAAGUGCUCAUGAUUGUCUUUUUUCUCCUCGUCAUAUGACAACAACUUGUUGUCAAAAAUAUUUUUUAUUUCUUGGACAAUUAAGUCACUCUGCAAAAGGUACUGUUAUUCUUAAGAGUUUUAAUUUAUUAGAAAAACUUGAAACUUUGGCAAUAACAACCAACCACGACUGUUAUGUUAAGCUUAUUAUUUCCACGCUCGAUUACUCGAGAGAAGGACUUAAUCGUAAAGUUUUAAGUAAAAUAAUAUCAACUGCGUCACUUGAACAAACACGAUUGUACGCGACACAAUUUUUGCGUCUUAUUCUCAGGGCUAAAAUGACUGAUGCAUGCCAAUGGGCCUUAGCUUUGCUCGUAGACCGGCUUGUCGACGAGAGUAAAUUAAUAGCGUUAGCAGCGUUGGAAGCGAUGCAUGAAAUUUGCGAAGAUCCAGAGUACCUGGAGGCUUUUUUUCAAUUGACAGUAAAUAGCCGUGCGUGGGACAAGUGGUUUGAGCAUUUAGGAGUUCGUGGUUACUUGCUCUUCAUUCGUCUCUACGCUUUGCCAGCUAGUUUUACGAAGCUUCCGUCUCACGUUGAGGAGCUGGAGAAGUGGAUCAAGCCCGGUGGGUUUGCUGAGAAUUAUGUCCAGCUUAUUGAUGGAGAAAUUCACGAUUCGCUGACGCGCCGUCAGCGCGAUGAAAAUGGUAUUUACAUGCGAAGAUCUACCAACAUGGUAUUAAUGCCGAGGGAUAUUUUCAUUCCUUCACAUUUGAUUGGUCAGCUGGUCCAGCAUGAGUCGGGUAUCCAGUUGAUCAUGCGAAGAAAUGUCCUCCAGCGUUUUGCGAGAAUUAUUCAAAGGUUCAGAACGGAUAUCAGCAAUGUUGAUACCGCGGAUUCGAAUCCUAAGGUGACUAAAAGCACUCCCAGGUGUGCGAUGGACGAUGCUCACUUUAUGUCAGAAGAAUCAGGGAUUGAGGAUAUCGCUGAGUCCACCAAUCGUCUUGAGACGAUCAUUGACUCGGAAGUUAUGGAGGCUAGCGAGUGUCGAACGCCUCGCAAGGCGGAUUCCUUUGUGGAAAUGCGCAGGAAGUUGAGCAUGGAUGACUCUCAACGCACGACACCUGAGAGGAGUUACUACCGAGAGGAUCCGGAGCAGUUCAUCAGCUUUGAUGAUAGAUUAUUGAAGGUCAAGUCGGCGCUCUGGGCUCUAGGUCAUGCUGGUACUUCGCCAGCUGGAGUAGAGCAGCUUCAGAAUUUGGGUAUUAUUGAAACUAUUACGUCUAUUGCUGAAUCUUGUAGUCAUUAUUCGGUCCGUGCGACUGCGUUUUAUACGCUAAGUCUUAUCAGCACAAGUCGUAUUGGCGCGGAUGCGCUUACGGCGCUUCAUUGGCCGUGUGUCAGGUAUCGCAGAGGCGAUAAUUGGCCGGUAAUUCCGCAGAAUAAUCCUAAUACUAUUCCGAGUCCUGUGCCGAUACAAAAGCACCAUCGUAGCUUGAGCGAUGGGAAACCUGAGCUUCCGGAUCUCACUAUUCGGAGGACUAGAAAUAGGUCUGAAAGCGCUGCUACGGAUAUUGAAAGCAAGCGCUAUGCUUUUCCGGCUGAUUUUAAAGAGAGAGGCGAGACACCUAGUCCUGUUUCGAGCAUUCAAAGACUGAGCCAGCAGGAUGCUGAAGGAUAUGCUAGACUUAGGAGUCUGCAAAGACACCGAAGACCCAGUUAUUCUCAAAGUAGCUUAGAGAUGUAUAGUUUGGAUGGAAGACUGUCGUUGCAAAGUCUUUCGGAGUUUGAAUCGUCUCGUAGUUGGACGACAGAUAAUAUGGUUAAUACAACUCCACCUCCACUGCCACCAGCACCACCACCCCAAGAGGAUCCUAAUGAUGUUAAUUAUAUGGGGAUAUGUCUUCCUAAAAAAUUGUCUAUAAUAUUUCCUCAUAUGCCUCGUUCGCAUUCGGUAAAUGUACCUGAUAAUGGAAGCAGUAAACUGAUAAAUAGCAGUUUUAGCAACUCUACUGAAGAAAAUAGUAGCGAGUAUAACAUUGAUGAGGAACAUCGUGAAAUAUGUUUGGCGUGUUAUCAGCUUGAGACUGAUAAUAAUGAAACGACUAAUAAUGAAGCUGACGAUAAAAUAAAAAAGGAUAUAUUGCGACACUCUCAGCGUCUUUCUAAUCCUGUUUGGCAUCGAAAUAGCCGGCAGACUCUGUUAAGAUUAAGACAACGCUACCCUGAGAAAUUUAAAGACACUUGUCUUUUUUUCGAAAUGGCUGCACGAUUAAGCAGCGGAACUUACAGAUUGCAAGCUCGUAGGUAUCUUCAAGAAUUGUUUCUUGAUGCGCCGUUUGAUGUUCUUUACAAAGAGCCCAGAGAACUAUUGCAACUGUUAGUGGGAACAGAAGAGAACCCAGUGCAAACUCCGGCAGUUGAACUGUCAACAGAUACAUUUACACUAAGCGCUAGUCCUUUAAAGAGAAAAGUUAAUGGUAGGUUAACGAUACCCGAAGCUGAAUCAGAAACGUCUGUUGCUACGAGUUCGGAAUUAACCAGUGAAAUUCAGUCAGUAGAUGUUAAUUUAAAGUCACCAAACUCGCCGGCUCACGAUUCUGAUAAGCUCAGCGAUGAGAAGAUUAUCGCUGAGAUACUUAAACCAGCCGAAAGACUCAGAACCUCCAAGAGCUCCGAUAAGAUGUUAAAAGUAACCUCCAAAAACACUGCCGUAAGCCUUGAAUAAUUAAUGGUUACUUUUUAAUUAUUAAUUACUCAUUAUUAAUUGUUAAAUUGUAAAUAUUUUAUAUAUAAAUAAUUAUUUAGUGUAUAAAUUAAUAAUAAAAAAAAACUUGUCACUGCCAAAAACUAAA